AUGGAGACUGCUGAACCGGUUUCCUAUGAGUUCCCAGGCCACGGCGUGGGCUCAUUCCCCCAUCGUCGCGCUAUGGACUCGCCUAUAUUCCCCUACUACUCCCAUCCCACAUCGACUCCAUAUUCGCUGCCCUACCACCCAACUCCCACCUCCGCUGCAUAUAGCUUUGGCUCCAGCGCCUUGAGUCAGCCCUCACACGCUUAUCAGUACUUCGUGGCGAGCCAGCCACCGCUGGCCUCACCGGUGCGCCUGACUUCAGAACACCACCAUCAACACCAGCAGCCCCAGCAGCCCCAUCACCACCAACCGGCCCCGCUGCAAUCCCUCCCGGAGAUCCGCCCGGCCAAGAAUGCCAUCAACCAGGUGGGCAAAGGGGCGGACCAUCGGCCAGGCUUGCCGCCGCCGAGCAGUCAGGCGGCGGCAGCCAGAGGCUCCUCUUCGAAGAAGCAGGGCAGUGAAGCCGAGUUCUCGACGGAGGUCGAUGUCCUGAUGAAAGCCAUCCAGGCCAAGCCCGGCAGUGCGAGCUCGCCGGUGCCCGUGCAGCAGUCGCUGCCGCCGCUGCAGCAGCUUGCGCCGCCGGGCUAUCCAAGCUACCCUAGCUAUCCCAUGUCGCCUCCACGCAGCCUGCUCACGAACGAAGGGCAGUUGUCGCGGUCAGGCAAAAAGCGCAAGUAUACGUGUAUGCUGCCGAACUGCGGGAAGAGCUUUGCGCAGAAGACGCAUCUGGAUAUUCAUAACCGAGCGCAUUCAGGAGAGAAACCCUUUAGCCGAUGGGUGGUGGGGGAGAGUGGAGCAAGAUUUGCUGACGACGUUGGGCAGAUCUGCAAGGAGCCCCAAUGCGGGCAGCGGUUCUCGCAGCUAGGCAACCUCAAGACUCAUCAGCGCCGGCACACGGGCGAGAAGCCCUUCAAGUGUGACAUCUGUCACAAGCGGUUCGCCCAACGGGGCAAUGUACGCGCGCACCAGAUCACUCACCUCCACGCAAAGCCAUUUACCUGUCUCCUGGAUGAUUGUGGCAAGAAGUUUACGCAAUUGGGUAACCUAAAGUCCCACCAAAACAAAUUCCACUCCGGCACCCUCCGCAACCUAACCCUCCGCUUCGCGCAGAUGGGAGACGCCGGCCCCAUGAACCCAGCAGACCGCGAGCUGUGGGAGUACUUCGCCGAGCUCUACAAGAACAGCAACAAGGGCAUCAAGGGCCGUGGCAAGGACCGGCGGAUCUCAACGACCGGCAAGCGAUCCGGGCAUGGACCUGGCGGCACAUCGCUGGGCAUGGGCAUGGGCAGCCGGAUGCCGUCGUUGGAGUCGGAUGAGGAGCGACGUGGCUGCUAUGAGGAUAGUCUAUCCAUGUAUACGGGCGGCUCCAGUAGUGAUGGUGAGGAAGGGGGGUACUAUUUGGAGAGGAGGGGUGGGUGA
Messenger RNA from Penicillium canariense, 1416 nucleotides. RefSeq names its product C2H2-type zinc finger protein. The transcript is spliced from 4 exons. The record is from RefSeq and is a predicted model, not a curated record. The coding region runs from base 1 to 1416 and encodes 471 amino acids. Lineage: Eukaryota; Fungi; Ascomycota; Eurotiomycetes; Eurotiales; Aspergillaceae.